This is a messenger RNA of Sebastes umbrosus (honeycomb rockfish), 1218 nucleotides long. RefSeq names its product myosin, light chain 9b, regulatory (gene myl9b). Gene Ontology annotation, biological process: platelet aggregation; myofibril assembly. The record is from RefSeq and is a predicted model, not a curated record. Gene Ontology annotation, molecular function: calcium ion binding. Lineage: Eukaryota; Metazoa; Chordata; Actinopteri; Perciformes; Sebastidae. Gene Ontology annotation, cellular component: cytoplasm; myofibril; stress fiber.
AGGCCCAGACCCAGCCGUCACCAUGUCGAGCAAACGUGCCAAGGGAAAGACCACCAAGAAGCGUCCCCAGAGGGCCACCUCCAACGUCUUCGCCAUGUUCGACCAGUCUCAGAUCCAAGAGUUCAAAGAGGCGUUCAACAUGAUCGACCAGAACAGAGACGGUUUCAUCGACAAGGAGGAUCUGCACGACAUGUUGGCCUCUCUGGGUAAGAACCCCUCUGACGAAUACCUGGAGGGGAUGAUGAGCGAAGCACCAGGGCCCAUCAACUUCACCAUGUUCCUCACCAUGUUUGGAGAGAGGCUCAACGGGACGGACCCCGAGGACGUCAUCCGCAACGCCUUCGCCUGUUUUGAUGAGGAGGGAUCUGGUGUGAUCCACGAGGAUCAUCUGAGGGAGCUGCUGACCACCAUGGGCGAUCGCUUCACAGAUGAAGAGGUGGACGAGCUGUUCCGCGAGGCGCCCAUUGACAAGAAGGGCAACUUUAACUAUGCAGAGUUCACCCGCAUCCUCAAACACGGCGCCAAAGACAAGGAUGAUGAGUAGAACGAGAGACACCGACUGCACCGCAAAUCAAUCCCUCGUUCCUACCUCGGAGAGAAAUUGAAAGAAAAAUGUAUCAGUCUUUUAUAAAAUUGUUUUACAGUUAUUUAGAUUUAAAUAUGAAAGGUAGGAGCUUGGGAUUCAUUUGGGAUCCAUAAAAAUAUUUUUGCAAUACACCCACUUUUCAUCAUCUUUGAAGGUUACCAUGAAGAGAGGUGUAUUUGCAUCGCAUAUAGCUACAAGUCUACUGCGGCUUCAGCCACUUUGACUGCUGGUUGGACGUUUGAGAUGCAUCAAACAUCGUGUGUGCGGAGGUGUUUUUGGACUGUAAGAUUCACAUACCAGCAAUGUUUACCUCUUCUUCCUGCCAAUUAGCUACCGCACCUGCACAAGCACUGCAACAAGUCUCCAUAUCUGCCAUAUAUUUGUAUCCCUGUAUGCAAGAAACGGAUAAAGGAAAUUUGAUCGUUUUGUUUUAAUUAAAAGUGGUGAGUACUUGUGCUUGAUGAACUGUUAGCAGAGCUUUUAGUGUAAACUCGUCCUCCCAUCAGCUGGUUGUGUGUAUUUGUUGAAGGAUCAGGUAUGUUUUUAGUGUUGUUGAAGGAAUUCAGGCUUGAAUUGUUGCUCAGGCAAAUAAAGUAAAGUUUAUUCAUGCCAAUGACCGCAAAAACAGUGUA